Molecule: messenger RNA, 345 nt
Organism: Acanthoscelides obtectus
Lineage: Eukaryota; Metazoa; Arthropoda; Insecta; Coleoptera; Chrysomelidae
Source: the annotation of a GenBank genome assembly
AUGCCGAAGGUUUACGUUCCCAAAAAGCGUCCCUACGACAAAAAGAACAUGGAAACAGCCCUAAAACUAAUACAUAAUGGCACUUUAUCUCUUAGAAAUGCAGCUAAACAGUUUAAAAUUAACAAAUCUGCUCUUUCGAGAAGACGUACUCGUUCACUUGGUAAACAGGGAAGACAAACUUCUCUAACCAAAGAAAUGGAAGUAGACUUGAGUGAUAAGAUAAAAAUUAUGGCAAAAUGGGGGUUUGCUCUUACUAAACCAGAGAUACAAGCAAUAGUUCAAACCUAUGUACAAGAAAACCACCUUACUACCCAGUUUAAGGAAGGAAAGCCCGGGAAAGAUUGA